Molecule: messenger RNA, 2961 nt
Organism: Rhineura floridana
Lineage: Eukaryota; Metazoa; Chordata; Lepidosauria; Squamata; Rhineuridae
Exons: 2
Coding region: 117-1394 (425 amino acids)
Source: RefSeq, a predicted model, not a curated record
UCCGGAGGCUGGGCUUGGGUACUGGAUAUAAAAAGCAUUUACCAUUCCUGGGGAAUACUUAAUUCCUUCAAGCACCAUCUCUGUGACCAGCUCGGCCUUUUGGAAAGUCAGUGGAAAUGGCUUCAUCCAGCAACCAGCAGCAGUGCAAACAAACACCCACCUUGCCACCUGCACUGUGCAAAACAGUGCCAGAACCAUCACCAUGCCCACCAGUGGUGAAAAUACCACAAUGUCCACAGGAGGAGCACCAAUGCAAGCAGACCAUCACUUUCCCUCCGGUGACCUGCCCACAGCCGACACCAUGUCCUCCAGUUGAGCAACCUUGCAAGGAGCCACCAGUAGUGGUCAUUCCAACUCCAUGCCCACAGCCAACACCAUGUCCUCAACAGAAGACUCCAUGCAAGGAGCCACCAGUAGUGGUCAUCCCAACUCCAUGCCCACAGCCAACACCAUGUCCUCAACAGAAGACUCCAUGCAAGGAACCACCAGUAGUGGUCAUCCCAACUCCAUGCCCACAGCCAACACCAUGUCCUCAACAGAAGACUCCAUGCAAGGAACCACCAGUAGUGGUCAUCCCAACUCCAUGCCCACAGCCAACACCAUGUCCUCAACAGAAGACUCCAUGCAAGGAACCACCAGUAGUGGUCAUCCCAACUCCAUGCCCACAGCCAACACCAUGUCAAGAGAAGCCUCCUUGCAAGGAGCCACCAGUAGUGGUCAUCCCAACUCCAUGCCCACAGCCAGCACCAUGUCAAGAGAAGCCUCCUUGCAAGGAACCACCAGUAGUGGUCAUCCCAACUCCAUGCCCAGAGCCAACACCAUGUCCUCAAGAGAAGCCUCCAUGCAAGGAGCCCCCAGUCAUUGUUGUCCCAAUUCCAUGCCCUCAGCCUGAGCCAGUUCCUUGCCCACAAGUGAAGCAGCCGUGCAAGAAACCACCAGUAGUGGACAUUCCAACUCCAUGCCUGGAGCCAACACCAUGUCCUCAGAAGAACUCACCAUGCAAGGAGCCCCCAGUAGUGGUCAUCCCAACUCCAUGCCCACAGCCAAUACCAUGUCCUCAAGAGAAGCCACCAUGCAAGGAGCCCCCAGUCGUGGUUGUCCCAAUUCCAUGCCCUCAGCCUGAGCAAGUUCUUUGCCCACAGGUGAAGCAGCCUUGCAAGAAACCACCAGUAGUGGUCAUUCCAACUCCAUGCCCACUGCCUACACCAUGUCCUGAAGAGAAGCCUCCCUGCAAGGAGCCACCAGUAGUGGUCAUCCCAGCUCCAUGCCCAGAGAAGCAGCCUCCCUGCAAGGAGCCAACUCCUGUCCCGUGUUGCCCACCUUCAGCUAAAUGUCCACCCCCUACUGAUCAGCAGCAGAGAAAGCAACCUUGCCAGUGGCCUCCACAGAAGUAAACAAGCCUGAGAAAAAUAUCACGGCAGAAAGUCAAUAUGUUCCAUGUAUCCAGCUCUCAGCCUGCAUAUACCUCAUCCUUUUUUGCUCAUGUAAAUGUCUUUUUUUAAAAAACAAAAAACACCUGUUGAUAUAUUGUGCAUGCUGUUGUCCAUAUGCUAAUUGCUAGUAAAUAACAUAAUUUCCACCAACAAAUUUACGUUUAAACCGCUUCUGGAGGACGUGUUUUGGAAUUAGACUAUUGAAUUGGUUUUCAGUGGGUAUGCAAUGAGCUCUUAGUUUCUUCCUUCUCAGGGCCGGCCCUACCAUUAUGCAGGGUGAGGCAGAUGCAUCAGACAGCAGGGACCACAAUUUCUCUCCUAUUCUUCCUGAUUCACCGAAGCUACCCUGCUCUGCAUCCCUUAAGCUAGCCCGGUAGCCUCAGGUGUGGUGGAAGACUCAGUCCCAUUGUCAGUAUUAAUGUCUGGUUGGAUUCUGUACAAGGAAUGGGAGGUGCCAUCCCUUCCUUUCUUGGGUAGGCCCUGUCUCUUCAACAUAGGUUACUGAUUAUAUUAUUGAUUGUACAGUUCUUAAAACAGAGAAGAGCCCUGCCUGUAAGCCUCCUCUUCCCCCCCCCCGGAUGGUGAAAAGUGACCCACACCAUUGUCUUAUCUCCACUUUAACAAUAGACAAAAGUGUCACUCACCAAAUUGGCUCAAUCCAAAAAUGGGGAAAGGGGGAGAAAUACUUUGCCCUCUAUUCUUUAGAAUGUCUAUAGUGACUAGCUGGGAUGGCUAUAUAUUACCAACAGGACCAAAAGCUCCAUAGCUCGGUGGUAGAGCAUGUGUUCUGCAUGCAGAAGGUUCAAUCCCUGGCAUCUCUAGGUAGGCUGUGCAUGACACCUGUCCCAAACCCUAGCUAGUCACUGUCAGUCAGUGCAGACAAUACUCAGCUAGAUGGAUCAACAGCCUGACUCAGUAUAAGAAUGACAGUGGGACAGAGCUCUCCCACUAAUGCCCUGUUUCCUGGCUUCCCAGAGGCAUCCAACUGGUCACUGUGGGACACAGGGCAAUGGACUAGAUAGGCCUUAGGAUUGAUUCAGCAGGGCUCUCCUUAAGUUUGGAAGCUACUCCCAUUUCCUGCACAUGCUAUUCCUCGCCCACAGACCCUUGUAGGAUGGCUUCUAGAGCUCAUGUGGCCAGUAGGGAGCCAUGGCCACUUCCGUCUUUACUGAAGAUGUCCUCAGUGAGAUGCUGGCCAAAGAAUGUGACUCAUCAGGGCUUCUCACCUGGAGCAACUCAUUAAAGCUUCAAAAGAGAAAUUGCUCCCAGUGAUGCCCGGGUUGUUUGACUGUGAAUUUAAUUGAGGUAAUUGCACAAAACAAAGGCGGUUUUAUUGGAUGGCUUCCAUGCCACAGUUGUGUAGGUCAUAUUUGCUUAUGUUGCAGGGUAAUCAUGACACCAUCAGGAAGUUGAUUUAUGUAUCCAAAUCCUUACUGUUUAUCGUUAAUCCAUCCAUAUGUGCUUCUGGGAUCAAACUGAUUGUUCCUAAUACUCUGAAUUUCAGAAAUAAAAGGAAACAGCAAAGCUA